Cuscuta campestris is the source of this 1040-nucleotide messenger RNA. The record is from the annotation of a GenBank genome assembly. Lineage: Eukaryota; Viridiplantae; Streptophyta; Magnoliopsida; Solanales; Convolvulaceae.
AAAUCAAACUCCAAUUUGUUUUUUUAUGACGCCCUGCUGGGCUGGGAUGAGAAGACAACAAGCUUUCAUAUAGCGUUCGGAGCUCCAUCGGCCGUCGCAUCCUCCGCAGUCGAUCUGGAGAUUGAAGCCGUAGAUCGGAAAAUUUUUAACUUCUCCGCUGGUAUAAAUAAUGGACAACGGCGGCGAAUUCCGAUGCGUCGAGUGUGGAUUAUCGGUUAACUCUCUCUACAUCCAGUACUCUCCAGGCAACAUACGCCUCAUGAAAUGCGAUAACUGUAAAGCUGUCGCGGAUGAGUAUAUCGAAUGCGAAAUCAUGAUUCUGUUGAUUGAUUUGAUUUUGCAUAAAAGAAAAGCAUAUAGGCACUUGUUCUACAAUAUGUUUCCUCGAGUGAGGCUCAAUUUUGAGGGAUUGCUAUGGAAAUUGCUUCUGUUAUUUCUUCUCUUGGAUUCUUAAUGAUGAUCCUAAGCACUACCCCUAAGGAGCGGAUCUUGCCUACAGCCUUUGAUUCAUUAGUGUCCAUCUACGGGAAGGUUCUGUAUGGAGUCCUCUUUGUGAACCUCGUCUUCCUUGGAACAUUACUAUUUGGCACAAUGAGGUUUCUGAAAUCAACUGUUAGAGAUUCUGGGUUUAGGCCAGUAAUGCUUGCGAUUCUCAUUUCAAGUUACUUAAAGAUUUUCCUUGUGGCCAUGAUGGUAUGGGAAUUUCCUCGUGCUGUUAUUUAUGUUGUUGACAUUCUUAUCUUCUCAUCCAAUACACUAGCAUUAAAAGGUAAGAACACUGAAACUUAAUUUAUCGCCUUAUAUAUUAAGAGACCAAGUCAUUUGGGUUUAUUCAGUGCUCUGUUAAGCCCGUGACCGAUCCUACCACUCCUAAACCGCUCCACAACCCCCCCCCCCCUCCCGCCCCCAAAGCAUUUCUCGCCUCCAAAAUGAUAGGGAGUGGUGGGUGGGUAGGCCUAGUUCCAGUCCCAAUGGAGCUCUGUAUGUACCCAAUGUCAAGCUAUGACACACCAAAACUGGGUGUCAAAAGAAUCGUGGGG